AUGUCCCUCUUUUUCCUCGCCCGCCGUCUUCUCUUCGUCCUCUUUCCAUUGGCGAUAGCAGCCACGGUCUAUCUCUAUUUUUACCCGAUCUUUCACGGCUGCGCCUUUCCCCUGCCUCGAAAGACGGAAGAAGGGGAUGGAAACCAAGGCACGAACCCGCUCCUCGCUACCUUCCGACAGCAUGUCGGUACCGCCUCCGCAGACGAACCGGCCAUCUUCAGACUGCUAGUCCUAGCUGAUCCCCAGCUGGAAGGAGAUAGUUCGCUUCCGAGUCCCGAUAAUGCGCUUUCGGUGCGGAUCCAGAAACACUGGCUUGCGGUCAAAUCGGCUCUGCAAUACCGCUCCGAUGAUGACAACGAUACUAGCGAAAGUGAUGCUGACGAGAGCGAUACCGACGACGAGGACGAGGACGACACCAACAGCCUCGAACACUACUUACAAAAUGCAUACGCUACUAUUUUGACAACUUGGCGCACCCUCAUAACCAAAGACGUUCCACGCAGCUUGCGCGCUGCUCAGAAACGGCUUGAUUUGUUGGGAAAUGACUAUUACUUGGCGCAUAUAUACCGGACGCUACAUUGGUGGACUCGUCCAUCGCAUGUCACAGUGCUAGGGGACCUGGUUGGCAGCCAGUGGGUUACGGAUGAGGAAUUUGACCGGCGCGGGAACAGAUAUUGGGACCGUGUGUUUAAGGGUGGUGAACGGGUUAGCGAUGAGAUUACUGUGACAGGACAAAAGGGACACGAGAAUCAUAAGGUGGAUGAUAAAUCCGGGUUGGAGCAACUAGGAGCCAAUCCUGCUUGGGAUCACAGGAUCAUCAACAUCGCAGGAAACCACGAUAUUGGAUACUCGGGGGAUGUCAGCGAGUCUCGGUUGGAACGUUUUGAGCGCGUAUUUGGACGCGCGAACUGGGAUAUCCGUUUUCAGCAUCCUAUUUCUGACCAUGAUAAUUCGACAGUCAUCCCGACACUGCAUGUGAUCAACCUGAAUACCUUGACCUUGGAUUCCCCGGCUCUUUCAGAGAAGAUCCAAGCGGACACCUAUGACUACAUUAAUGAUGUGAUCUCCCACCGCACUUGGCCGGUUGAGGAUCGCACGACCUUUACAUUGCUCCUCACGCAUCUCCCUAUGCACAAGGAGGAUGGAAUUUGCAUGGAUGGGCCUUAUUUUACGUAUCAUGAAAAUGACGAUGAAAGGGACAUACCCCGCUUUUUGGAAGGAGGGCUGCGAGAGCAGAACCAUCUCAGCGAACACCUCAGCACAAACGGCAUUUUGCAGGGCAUUUUUGGCAUGAGCGGGAACGAAGAAGCCCCGACUGGCGGAUUCGGCCGUAACGGGCUCAUUCUUACUGGCCACGACCACACCGGAUGCGAUGUGGUUCAUUUCGUUAAUCGGACGAACGAGGACGCGGCUGAGCAACACGAUUCAUCCGAAUCCGAAUCCGGACAACAGGCUUGGAAAUGGAAAGCAAAACGGUACUCCAGCCACCACGACGCCCGGAAAGACACACCGUCCAUCCGCGAGAUCACCCUCCGUUCUAUGAUGGGCGAGUACGGCGGGAACGCCGGUCUACUCUCCCUCUGGUUCGACGCCGACCCAACCGUAAACGAAUGGAGAUAUGAGAUUACCAUGUGCGCGGCUGGAGUGCAGCAUAUUUGGUGGGCGGUUCAUGUGAUUGACCUUGUGACGGUUAUCGUUUUCUUGGUUUACAUUCUUGCUUUGGCUUUUGAAUCUUCGAUACCAUGGAUCUUCUACUUGGCAAAGGGCCAGAAAGAGAGAAAAGAUUUGCAAAAGAGACAAAACGGUGGUCCACAGUCAAAUGGGACUACGAAGCCACAGCAGACGAAGGAGUUGAAGUCGUAG
Aspergillus chevalieri is the source of this 1863-nucleotide messenger RNA. RefSeq lists its product as uncharacterized. Bases 1 to 1863 code for a protein of 620 amino acids. The transcript has a single exon. Gene Ontology annotation, cellular component: endoplasmic reticulum. NCBI's taxonomy places the organism in Eukaryota, Fungi, Ascomycota, Eurotiomycetes, Eurotiales, Aspergillaceae. Gene Ontology annotation, biological process: GPI anchor biosynthetic process. The record is from RefSeq and is a predicted model, not a curated record.